AUGUUGGUGCUGGUGUUUCUGCAUCUGCGGAAGAUUGGACGCAAAUGCGAGUCCACAGAUGAGGACGCCUCAUCGCAAAAGCAGAAGUGGCAGGCUGGGGUGAAAGUCGCGGGUGCAUGGGCGCAUCUUCGUGACCGCAUGUGCGAUCUUGGAGCGGAGCUGCGGUGGAUGACGGAAGCUAAUUCUGAAGAUGUUCGUGCCUUCCGAGUGUGGAUAUCACUUGUCCCUGGUUCUAGUGUUACUGAUAAUUCUACUGUUGCACCCUCAUCUCCCCUGUAUCUCCUUCCCUCUGAUUCUCCUGGCACGAUUUUGGUUACUACGACUUUUAAUGGAACAGGAUAUGGGAGCUGGAGAAGGGAAAUGUUGUUAGGUUUGUCCUGUAAAAAUAAAUUGGGGAUGAUCAAGGGUACUAUUCCAAAACCUAGGCAUACUUCUCCUGAUUUUGAGGCAUGGAUUAGAUGUAAUGACAUGGUUGUGGCUUGGAUCCUUAAUGGUCUAGACAAGAAAAUUAGAGAAACUGUCAUGUACACAAAAUCUGCUGAGAAGCUUUGGAAGGAAAUUGAGCGGAGAUUUGGACAGGCGAGUGGAAUAAAGAUUUACCAAAUCCGUAAAGAGAUCUCUUCUAUCUCUCAGGGCUCUUCUUGUAUCGCCUCAUAUUUCAACAGGAUUAAGAAAUUAUGGGAUGAGCUUUCUUUUUCUGUUGCAUAUCCAGACUGCGUUUGUGGUUGCAAAGAGAAUUUUCAGCGUUUGGAUGAGGAACAGAAAAUUCAUCAAUUUUUGAUGGGUCUUAACGAGUCAUACUCCACUAUAAGAAGAAAUAUAUUGAUGAUGAAGCCUUUUCCUGGUGUUGAAAAUGUUUACUCUAUGCUCAUAAAUAAUGAGAGUCAAUCUGAAGUCCAAGCCACUGUCCCAUCCUUUAGUUCUGAUUCUGUAGCUUUCUCUACUGGAGCACAAAAACCUUAUCCUCAAAAUUAUCCUCAAAAGCCUUACCCUCAUAAUUACACUCAGCAAAUACAAUUUGACUCCUCCAGGAAGCCCAAUGCAAAUCUAGUUUGCAGGUAUUGUAAAAAGCCUGGUCAUGUCAUAGAGAAAUGCUUCAAGCUGCAUGGUUUUCCUUCUGGAUAUCAGCCAAAGUCCAGCAACCCUGCUUUUUAG
Nicotiana tabacum (common tobacco) is the source of this 1155-nucleotide messenger RNA. RefSeq lists its product as uncharacterized. Gene Ontology annotation, molecular function: nucleic acid binding; zinc ion binding. The record is from RefSeq and is a predicted model, not a curated record. NCBI's taxonomy places the organism in Eukaryota, Viridiplantae, Streptophyta, Magnoliopsida, Solanales, Solanaceae.